Molecule: messenger RNA, 3536 nt
Organism: Poecilia reticulata (guppy)
Lineage: Eukaryota; Metazoa; Chordata; Actinopteri; Cyprinodontiformes; Poeciliidae
Biological process (GO): regulation of gene expression
Cellular component (GO): nucleus
Source: RefSeq, a predicted model, not a curated record
UUUCCUUGUCGCCCUCUAGAUGACGUCACGCCCGCGCCGGAAGUUCUUCGUUCUGUUUACAUUUCGCCCUUUUGUUGUGUUUAAAAACCUCUUUAAAAUGUCCAAAAAGCGGCCAGAGAGCGGCAGCCUGAGGGCCUGUGUGGAGCAGCAGCUGGCGGCGGUAGCCUCGGGGGUCCUCGGCCUGCUGGAGGAGAGCGGCCAGGCGGAGCUGGAGGAGCUGCGGGCGCUGCUGAUGAAGCGGAUCGCAGCGGCCGUGGACUCCAUCCUCACCACGUUCGAAGCGAGCAGAGCGGCCGAAAGAGGGACUCUGGAGCCGGGAGAGAGGCGGAGAGGAGGCCGCAGAGAGCAGUCUAAAGAACUGUGUGUGUCUGUUGGUGUUAGGAGUCAGCCUUUCCAAAGACCAUCUGGUUCCACUUCCAGACUCGACCAGCAAGCGGCUUUUCCAGACGAUGACACGGCAGCUGAGGAGGAAGAGGAUGAUACGGUUGCAGCAGAUGAAACAUCUCCCAGCUGCAAAGUUUGUGGGAAAUCCUUCGACACGAAAGGCUUUUUGAUCAAACACGUGGAGAAACACGGCAAGGAAGUGGAGAGUCGGUGCGGUGUGUGUGGGGAACGUUUGGAGUCCAGCGCCGACCUGAAACGACAUCUUCAGAUGCAUCGCGACAGCUGCAGGACCUGCGACUUCUGCGGCAAAAAGUUCCCCUCGAUCCGAGCUAAGGAGACGCACAUGCGGCUGCACACCGGUGAGAAACCGUUCAGCUGCCGCCACUGCGGCAAAGGCUUCAGCCAGAAGGGCAACAUGAUGACUCACCUGCAAACCCACGUGGAAGAAAAGCUCUCUGAAGACUUCGUCCACAGUGUUUCACCAGAGCAAGACAUAAAGAGCGACGGUGAACAGACGGCGUUCACCUGCAAAGUCUGUGGAGCAGACUUCCUAACGACCUCUGACCUCAGGAGACACACCCAGAGCCACAACCAGCCGACCGACAGGAGCAAACGCAGAAAGCCGAGUCUGACUCCUUCUCACUUCUGUAAGGUCUGCGGGAACGCUUUCCACAAUAAAGGGAACUUACUGCGACACACAGAGACGCAUUUAAAUCACCCCGACCUCCUGUGUGGCGUCUGUGGAGAGCGGGCCGAGUCAUCUGAGAGCCUGCAGCUCCACAUCCAAAGUCACAGAGAAAUGAACAAAGCCUGCGACAUCUGCGGAGACAAUUUCAGGGACAUGGAGAUCCACAUGAGGACGCACUCCGGGCAAAAACCUUUCAGGUGUAAAGACUGCUGCAAGGACUUCCCCAGGAAGAGCUCCCUGGAGAGACACCUGAAGCUGCACGCCGGCGAGAGGCCGUACAUCUGCGAGUUUUGUGGGAAGACUUUCAUCGAAAGCACCGUCCUCAAGCGGCACAUCAAGAGCCACACCGGCGGGAAGCCCCGGAUUUACACCUGCGAAACCUGCGAUAAGACGUUCACCAUGAGCCAACAUCUGGACGUGCACAAGAGGAUCCACACGGGGGAGAAGCCGUUCCCCUGCAAGGUCUGCGGCAAAACCUUCAGGCAGAUCGGCAACCUGGACUCCCACAUGAGGAUCCACACGGGCGAGAAGCCGUUUAUCUGCAGCCUCUGCGGGAAAACCUUCCGCCAGAAAAUCUCGCUGGAGACGCACGAGCGCUUCCACAAGAAGGACAAGGCGUUCGUCUGCCAGGUGUGCAGGAAGGGCUUCGUGCAGAAGAUCGACCUGAAGAGGCACAUGCUGACGCACACCGGCGAGAAACCCUUCAGCUGCCACGCCUGCGGAAAGAGCUACCAGGAGAAGCGCUCGCUGGAGUCGCACAUGAAGGUCCACGCGGGGGAGCAGGCCGCCAAGGACCCGGCUGUGAUGUCACACAUGAAGCAGCAGGAGGCGGAGGUCCAACCUCAGUUCACUCAGCUGUGAUCUGCUGCUGUUUGUACAUAAACGACUCGGCUCCUUCCUGUCUGAUAUAGGAAAAAUGGGACAAAACAGGAAGUUUACUCUGACAUUAAGAGGCAAAGCUUCCUGUUUCCGAUGCUUUCUGUAAAGGUCAGCUUCACUCCGAAAGCAGAAACUCUGAGUAAAAACACAUUUAUAACAGCUGAACUGAAUCCUUUCUGCAUGUAAUCCCCGUUUCAAAACAGACUAAUUAAUUCCAUAGUUUAAUUCAAUCGUUUCAGACCAAACUAGGACUGUCAUAGUGGUUUCAGAUCAUUUAAAUCUGCUUUUAAAGAUUUACAAACUAUUUAGAAAAAAACUUUAAAAACAUUCCUUUUCUCAUCUUCCUGAAGUUAUUUAGAUAUCCUACAGAUUUUUAAUGCUGACUUUAUUCAAAGAUUUUACUUUCAGGUGAUCUGCUGUAAAUCUUUCACAUUUGGGUUUAAUUUGUACAAUUAACUCCGUCCUGAACUUGGAGGAUUUAACUGGAUUUGUAGAUUUUCAGAAAAAGCGAAGAGUCGACUUGUGUCAUCUUUACUUUCAUAAUAAACAUUUUUUUAUUGUAAUUUUUCCAGAAAUAGGGCAGAAAAUAUCAGAACAUUUUGAACAGAAAACCAGUAAAAUAACUACACUAUUCCUAUAAUAUUAAGUAACUAUUAGCGGAUGACUGGAGUUAUUUAUAAAUUAAUUGAAAGUUUUAUUAAAGCUGACAGAAUAAUUAUUGCUACUAAUUUUGUUGACAUCAAAACACUAAAAAUUAAAUCCUGAAAGCAAUUUUCAAAAUACAGAGAAAACUUUAGAUCUCAUUUGUAGUGAUUAAUUUUUGAAUUACAUUGUUUAUUAUUGUAUCUUAAUUAACAGUUAUUAUUACUCGUCUCCAUUCCUAAAAAUAUCCAAAAAUAACUGUUUCUCUUACAAAAUAUGAUGCAAACUAAUUUUAAAAAUGUAUUUUUAUCUGUUUUAAUCAAAUUUAAUCCUUGUUGUGCUUUAAGGAGAAUGUUUUCUACAAAUUUCAUAUUUCAAAAUUAAUUAUUUCCUGGACAUAAAUUUGAGUUUUUUUUUUGUUUUUUUUUAUCAGUUUCUUUCAACAGUUUGGGCCUCAAACCAAAACAAUCAGCGAUGAAAAGAUCAAGGAAAAAUAUUUUCUCCAGCUGAUAAAAAUCUCCUGAAUUGUUUAUUAUUGUACAGGAACCUUGUAAAAUAAUUUAAACUUGAUUCUUUUUUUCUCUCCAGUAUUUUUUUGUUUUGAAAAAUAAUGAGGAUCAAAAACGUGACUAUUGUUCACUUAUAAACGUUUCAUUGCUGUAAUCACAAUUUAAACUUUUGACAUAGUUUAAUGCAUUAAAAUUGUUUUUGUGUUUUCCCCUCAUUGUUUUGACUGAGUAGCUUUUUGUGUUUUUAUUUUUCUGCAACUUCAAUGUAUUUUUCUCUUUUUGUUUGAAUUUAAGUGAAAACUUUUAUUUUGCAGAACUUUAAUUUGAAGUUGUAUAAUGAUGUGGUGAUGCUGGAUUGUCUUUUAUCUUGAGUUACUUCUGCUAAAACUGUGUGAAAUUUAAAAAUAAAUAAAAACGGUUUGGUCAAAUUUUGA